AUGGCCGACGACCCUCAGCCAGGCAGUCCAAAGUCUGACCCGAUCUAUGCAAAGGAAGACGCCGAGACUGCUGCUGCCCGCAAAGAACUGAAGCACACGGCUAUUUCAGAGAGGCCUUCCGCAGAUGGAACCGCCGCCGAGAUCACACCCUCGGUGCCGCAGAACGAUGAUCACAAGGAGCGCCCUUCGUCGCCAAAGAAGAAGCGGGCACACGAUCAAGUAGACGAGGACAAGGAUGUUGACGAAUUUGAUGACAAGAGCGUCGCCUCAAGCGACUCGGCGAAGGAUAGAACUGCGCGACUUGAGCCCGAAAAGAAGAGACACAGGGAUGAGGUCGCUACCUCGGCUGAUGCUGUACCCGAUUCCUCCGCGCCGCCCACUGCUGCUACCGCUGCCGACUCGGAGGCGAAGGAAAACGUCACUACCCAAGGCAUAUCUACGACAUCACAGGGUCCUAUCAAGGACGAAAAAAGAGGAGCGUCGACUUCCGCCUUUGCUAGCUCAGGCUUUGCCAAACUCGCAGCCUCGAGCGCAUCCCCGUUUGGUUCGCUGGGGGGUGCAACCAAGGGAAGCGUGUUUGGCGGAUCAGCAUCUUCCGCCUCGCCCUUUGGUGGGUUGUCCCCUUCCAAGCCUGCCACCCCCGCUCCUGCUCCUACACCUGCUCUGAGCUUCGGCGGUACCAGUGCAGCAUCCUCGCCCUUUGCCAGCGUUAAGCCCACCAGCACAAACGGCGGUUUCGGUUCGGCAUUCGGCAGUGCCUUUGGCGGAGGUCUGGGCAGCAAGCCCCUUACUAGCUUCUCCAAGACGGGCGAGUCCUCGUUUAAGACCGAAAAGGCAGCCAAGCCAUUUGGUGCCCCCGAUAGCGAUGCGGACGAAGGCAGCGACGAAGACACGGAUGACGUCGCCGAGGCUGCCUCAGAAUCUGGCGACAAGGAUGAAAAAGAGGAGUCUGAUAAGGAGGAAUCCAAGGCUGUGGACGAUAAGAAACGUACCAAGCUGCAGAAGAUCACUGUCGACGAUGGCGAAGCCGGUGAAGCAACCAUACUCCAGGUCAGAGCUAAAAUAUUUUAUCUAGAGAAAGAGGUCGGUUGGAAGGAGCGUGGAUCCGGCAUGCUCAAGAUCAAUGUUCCCGAGGCGUGCGUUCAAUUUGACGAGGCUGGGUUGCCCGUGCCUGGUUCUUUUGACGCAUCAGGCCUGGAAGAGGAUCCCGAGGCCGGCGACAACAAAGGCCACAAGGUGGCCCGUCUCAUCAUGAGACAAGACCAAACACACAGAAUACUUUUAAACACGGUCAUUCUGCCCGUCAUGCAGUUCCAGGAGAAAGCGACGUUGAAGUCUGUUGGGGUCAUGUUCACGGCUUUCGAGGGUGAGGAGGCCAAACCUGUGAGCGUUCAUGUCAGGAUGAGUGCCGCCAGUGCAAAGUCAUUCCUUAAUGAAGUAGGAGUGAUACAGAGAGAGUUAUCGGGUAACUGA
Messenger RNA from Colletotrichum graminicola M1.001, 1473 nucleotides. RefSeq lists its product as uncharacterized. The record is from RefSeq and is a predicted model, not a curated record. Gene Ontology annotation, cellular component: cytoplasm; nuclear pore. The transcript is spliced from 4 exons. NCBI's taxonomy places the organism in Eukaryota, Fungi, Ascomycota, Sordariomycetes, Glomerellales, Glomerellaceae. Gene Ontology annotation, molecular function: GTPase activator activity. Gene Ontology annotation, biological process: intracellular transport. The coding region runs from base 1 to 1473 and encodes 490 amino acids.